Molecule: messenger RNA, 396 nt
Organism: Paramecium octaurelia
Lineage: Eukaryota; Ciliophora; Oligohymenophorea; Peniculida; Parameciidae
Source: the annotation of a GenBank genome assembly
AUGCUCUACGAUUCAACCUAACCAUACUAAGGAAUCAAAGGAGGAACUUCUUUCACUUAUGAUGAUUACGUACCCAAAAAAAGAAACAUGUCUACACUAUCAACUACUACUAAAAAAUAAUAACAAAAGACUUAGACUUCAGUGGCAACCUCUAGUAAUGUUGAAGACAGAUUGCUCGACUAUGAAAAAAGAAGAUUGAUAAAAAUUUAAAGAAUGCAAAUGGAAUUCCUUUCAAAUAAAGAAAAUCAUUAACUUCAUAAAAAGUUGUAACAAAAAUCUGGGUCCAAUAAAGUUUUAUAGCCAAACGAACUCAGAUCAACAUAGCAAAACAGCAUCUUGAGCCAAUGUAUGAAUAACUUUUUAAAGAAAAAUUAAAAAGCCUAACUUUACUUUUGA